Didymodactylos carnosus is the source of this 417-nucleotide messenger RNA. The record is from the annotation of a GenBank genome assembly. Lineage: Eukaryota; Metazoa; Rotifera; Eurotatoria; Philodinida; Philodinidae.
AUGUCCACACGUAGAAAAGAAGAGGAAAACAGAUCAAUACAAGCAUAUCCGUUCGAUUCUAAUAAAAAAUUUGUAGCAUCAUCAUCGAUUGGAGGAGAAACAUCUAAGAGUCAAUAUUCAUCGGAAUAUCAAGAUUUGUCCAGCAUGUAUACAAAUGCUGGCAAUAGUAAUAGUGACUAUAAUAUGGCUUAUUCAACGAGCGGAUACGAAGGUGACUAUAACAUGACAUUUUCAUUGUCAGCAGUUAGAACAAAAGGAAUCGGUCAAGGAAUAACUAAUAGGAACGUUAACAACAGUAAAGAUUUACAAUAUUAUUUGACAACACGUGUUCAAGGUAGUUCUUCCGAAUAUGAUUAUGCAUCGUAUCAAUCAGAAGGUGACUAUUUUGAAAAUAUCUCUUGUCAAACAGAAGGAUGA